UUAUAUAACACUUGUAUGUUAGGCUCUUAUUAGGCGUAUUGCAGGAAUGGAGCAGCUGAAGGACCCCGGGGGGAAGUGAGAGGAGCCCGGUCCAGUAUGGGCACCCAGGAGGCAGACGGACGUCUUAUGCUGGAGUUUGCUGCCCAGGCUUUCCAGGCGAAAAACUUGCAGUUGGCAUGUGAGAUAUAUGAGCGGCAGGGACAGGCGGCCGGGGCGGUGGACUGGGGGCUGCUGCUGAGGCGGGCACAGUGCCUGGCAUGUACGGGGAAGCUGCACGAUGCCUUUGGCUUGUACCAGGAGGCGGCGGCGGAGGACGAGCUGUGUGCGGAACAGCUGGACACGUUGGUGUCUUGCCUGGCAGAUGAAAUCCGGAGAAGAGAGCCGCCAUCCCCGGAGAGGAGACAAUGGGGGACCGUGUCCUGUGCGGAGUGCCAGGGCUUGUUGUGUGAGCCGGUGACUGUGCCAUGUGGGCACACCUUCUGUAGGAAGUGCCUGGAUGGGAGGCAGUGCGGAGUGUGCCAGGAGGAAGCCCACCAUCACUACAGAGUCAAUGUACUCCUCAGUAAUGUCAUCAGCAAGUGGUUCCCCUGCCAGGUCCAGGCUGCCAGGCUCACCCAGGAGGGCAGUGCCCUGUACAAGGACAACAGGCUGGAAGAAGCCCUGGACAGAUAUACCCAGGCCAUCACAUUAGUACCACUCGACCAUUUACUGUAUAGCAACCGCUCCAUGGUUUACCUCAGUCUAAAGUCUUAUGAGCUGGCACUGGAUGAUGCAGAAACCGCCUGCAAACUGCAGCCACAUUGGUUAAAAGGGCAUCUGAGGAAAGCACAAGCAUUGACAAACUUGGGAAAAGUAGAAGAUGCUUUAAAAGAAUUUCUUUUCUGUCUGGUACUUGAUGGUGAAAAUAAAACUGCAAAAUCUGAAGCAAAAAAGUUGUUGCUUAACAUGUUAAGUCCUGGAUACAGGCAAGGAGACUUUCCAGAAGUUCUUCAAAUGAUGUCGCAUCCAUCAAGGUUAAAAGGAAGUCUUAUAAACUCAGACACCAGCAGUAAUAAUUAUAGGUUAUGCCAGUCUAACCUGGAAUAUAAGAAAAAAGUAAUUCUUCCUGAGCAAACUAUCUCAACUGGAUGCAACAGUGUGCGGAAAUCACUGCAGACCUUAGAAAAUAUGAAGGAAGGCCACAGCAGAGACACUUUGACCUCAGAUAAAUGCCUGAAAACUUCACCAACAUGUAACACAUUAAAAAGGAAGUUGUACAAAAAUGAUACAAGCGAAGUUACAGAUUUGCCCAGCAAAUUACCAAAAACAGAUGUGUCAGUGAAUGAGAAUGCAGACAUGGGCUUGCCUGUGGACUCAUCAGACUUGGAGUGUUCACUUUGCAUGAGGUUGCUGUAUGAACCCGUGACUACUCCCUGUGGGCACACAUAUUGCCUAAAGUGUCUUGAACGAUGCCUUGACCACAACCCAAAGUGUCCAUUGUGCAAAGAAGACUUGUGUGAGUAUCUGGCGGUGAGAAAGUUCUGUAAAACUGAGCUGAUGGAAGAUCUAAUAGCUAAGCAUUUCCCAGAGGAACUUAAAGAAAGGAAAGCAAUCAAUGAGGAGGAGAUAGCAGAGCUCUCAAACUUGAACAAAAAUGUCCCUAUAUUUGUGUGUACCAUGGCUUACCCCACAGUCCCAUGUCCUCUGCACAUAUUCGAACCUUGUUAUCGGUUGAUGAUUCGGAGAUGUAUGGAAACUGGAACAAAGCAAUUUGGCAUGUGCAUUGGUGACUCUGUGAAAGGAUUUGCAGAUUAUGGGUGCAUGUUGGAGAUCCGUAAUGUGGAGGUCUUUUCAGAUGGUCGUUCAGUUGUGGACAGUAUUGGAAAAAGAAGGUUUAAAGUUAUUCAGCACAGUCAAAGAGAUGGUUAUAACACAGCUGAUAUUGAGUACAUAGAGGAUGAAAAGGUUACAGAAGAAGAUUAUGAGGAACUCCGUGCAUUGCACAAUGCUGUGUAUGAUCAGGCAUACAACUGGUUCAGUACCCUGAAACUAGCAUUGAAAACUCGAAUCUUGAGUCAUUUUGGUCCUAUGCCAGCCAAGGAUUCUGAUUUACAGGUAAACCCCAAUGGCCCUGCAUGGUGUUGGUGGAUUCUUGCUGUUCUUCCUCUUGAGAGCAGGGCCCAGCUACCUUUUCUCGCAAUGACAUCACUGAAAGAUCGCUUAACUAGCAUUCGGCGCGUCCUUCUGUUUAUGUGUCGUACACGUACACGAUAAUGACAUUGUACGCAUUUGCAUUCCAUCUGACAAAUACAUAGUGUACAUGCCAGAAAUGUAUGUCAUACCGCAAGGUUUUCAGCCCUACAAAUUAACUUAUUGUUAAAGGUUUAUUUUUCUUUCAAUAUUUUUCUUUUUCGUUUUUCAACUACUGAA
Messenger RNA from Rana temporaria (common frog), 2409 nucleotides. It is a transcript of the gene LONRF3, whose product is annotated as LON peptidase N-terminal domain and ring finger 3. NCBI's taxonomy places the organism in Eukaryota, Metazoa, Chordata, Amphibia, Anura, Ranidae. The transcript has 12 exons. The coding region runs from base 97 to 2253 and encodes 718 amino acids. Gene Ontology annotation, molecular function: protein binding. The record is from RefSeq and is a predicted model, not a curated record.